UGGACAUUGAGAGAGAUCUUUUACAUAUCGUCUCUGACACCGUACAAACACACACUCCUUUUCCUCCUCAUCAUCCAAAAAUAGGAAAAAACGUUAGCAGAAGAACAAAGGGCAAAUUUCCAGAAGAUCUGAAGCUAAGUUUCGUUUCCUUUGGUAUGUAAAUCGGCAUCGAUUCAUUCCUUGUUAGUUGUUGCUUUUCUUCUCUCUUUCUGUUCCUUGGAUCUCCCGUACGCGUGCCGGAAUCUCCUGGGUCAAAAACCAUUGGAACUGUUGUCAUAUACAUACAUAAAGGAGAUUUCUUUACUUUGAUUUUGGAGUCUAAAGCAUCGGUUUGGCUUGAUACUGUUGCUUAAGGUGUGGGUUUGGAGAGAAAGUUGUGUUGGAUGGUCUUUACGCUGAGACAAGCGUGAAAAGAAAACCCGGUAUUUGAAGAAAUUUUGAGGGUUUAAUAAGCGAUGAGGGGGAGACCUGAUGGAGGCCAAAAGAAGAGGCUGAUCACUCUGGUUUGUGUGGUGGCAUUACUCGUUUGUUUUGUCUAUAUGUACUAUGGUUCCUCAAACCAGGGGGCAUCUGCUUUGCAAUAUGGAAGAUCAUUGAGGAAACUCGGAUCAUCGUAUUUGGGUGGAGAUGAUGAUGAUGGUGAUGAUGCUAAUAAGCAGGAAGAGUCUGUUGCCAAGUUUGGACAAGUAGACGGAGACAAUGAUGCCGUGCCUAAAACUUUCCCUGUAUGUGAUGAUCGACACUCAGAAAUUAUACCCUGCUUAGACAGGAACUUUAUCUACCAGAUGAGAUUGAAGCUUGACUUGUCUGUUAUGGAGCACUAUGAACGUCACUGCCCACCGCCUGAAAGAAGAUUUAAUUGUUUGAUUCCUCCUCCACCAGGCUACAAGAUUCCUAUUAAGUGGCCUAAGAGCCGAGAUGAAGUGUGGAAAGUAAACAUUCCUCACACCCACCUUGCACAUGAGAAGUCUGAUCAGAACUGGAUGGUUGUGAAAGGCGACAAGAUUAAUUUCCCUGGUGGAGGCACUCAUUUUCACUAUGGUGCUGACAAAUAUAUCGCUUCAAUUGCAAACAUGCUCAACUUUUCAAACAAUAAUUUGAACAAUGAAGGGAGAUUAAGGAAUGUUCUUGACGUUGGCUGUGGAGUUGCAAGUUUUGGAGCCUACCUUCUCUCAUCUGAUAUAAUCGCAAUGUCCUUGGCACCUAACGAUGUCCACCAGAAUCAAAUCCAAUUUGCUCUAGAGAGAGGAAUCCCUGCCUCUCUCGGUGUUUUAGGAACGAAGAGGCUCCCUUACCCGAGCAGAUCAUUCGAAUUUGCUCAUUGCUCUCGGUGCAGGAUCGAUUGGCUUCAAAGAGAUGGCAUCCUACUUCUCGAGCUCGAUCGGUUGCUCAGACCGGGUGGCUAUUUUGCGUAUUCAUCUCCCGAAGCUUACGCCCAGGAUGAGGAGGAUCUUAGGAUCUGGAGAGAGAUGAGCGCUCUUGUUGAACGCAUGUGUUGGAGAAUAGCUGAAAAAAGGAACCAGACAGUCAUUUGGCAGAAACCACUGACCAAUGAUUGUUACCUGGAGAGAGAGCCCGGGACACAGCCUCCUCUCUGUCGUUCAGACAGUGACCCUGAUGCAGUUUGGGGUGUGGCCAUGGAAGCUUGCAUCACACCUUACUCUGACCAUGACCAUAAAACCAAGGGAAGUGGGUUAGUGCCCUGGCCUGCAAGGCUGACUUCUCCUCCUCCCCGUCUUGCCGAUUUUGGUUAUUCGGCCAGCAUGUUCGAGGAGGACACGGAACUUUGGCGGAAAAGAGUGGAUAGGUACUGGAAUCUCUUGUCUCCGAAAAUCGAGUCAGACACGUUGAGGAACAUAAUGGACAUGAAAGCCAACAUGGGUUCUUUCGCUGCUGCUCUCAAAGAUAAGGACGUUUGGGUGAUGAACGUUGUCUCAGAGGACGGACCCAACACACUGAAACUGAUCUAUGACCGUGGCUUGAUCGGCACAACCCACGACUGGUGUGAAGCGUUUUCCACUUAUCCCCGAACGUAUGAUCUUCUACACGCGUGGACUGUGUUUUCGGACGUCGAGAGGAAAGGAUGCAGCCCCGAGGAUUUGCUUCUGGAGAUGGAUCGUAUUCUCAGACCGAGCGGAUUCGUCGUCAUCCGAGACAAACAACGUAUAGUGGAUUCGCUGAAGAAGUACUUGCAGGCUUUGCACUGGGACGUAGUAUCAGCCUCGGACCCGACCAGUUCGGAUCCCGACAGCGUUGACUUCAUCGUCCAGAAGAAGAUGUGGCUCACCACUGAAAGCCUCCGAGACACUGAAUAAGAAAUACAUUAGACUUCACCUCGAUGACUUUUUACGUAUCAGAAGAAGGAAAAAUAGAUUUAUUUAUUUCUCGGUCGCCAAAUUUUUUAUUUUUGUAGUGAUUUUAUUUAUUCGGGUGACCUGCGACCCAUAACAAGUGUUCUUGUUCUCAAAUUCAUCAUUGGUUUUUUUUUAAUGAUAUUUUGUUUUGUCUGAA
Messenger RNA from Tarenaya hassleriana, 2511 nucleotides. RefSeq names its product probable methyltransferase PMT8. The transcript is spliced from 8 exons. Lineage: Eukaryota; Viridiplantae; Streptophyta; Magnoliopsida; Brassicales; Cleomaceae. Gene Ontology annotation, molecular function: methyltransferase activity. Gene Ontology annotation, cellular component: cytoplasm; trans-Golgi network; endosome. Bases 456 to 2315 code for a protein of 619 amino acids. The record is from RefSeq and is a predicted model, not a curated record.